This is a messenger RNA of Anolis sagrei ordinatus, 646 nucleotides long. It is a transcript of the gene MIF, whose product is annotated as macrophage migration inhibitory factor. The record is from RefSeq and is a predicted model, not a curated record. Gene Ontology annotation, molecular function: phenylpyruvate tautomerase activity; cytokine activity. Lineage: Eukaryota; Metazoa; Chordata; Lepidosauria; Squamata; Anolidae.
CCUUCCGGCCCUGGCCAGCUACGUGCUUGCACGCACAGACUGCCUUCCUCCCUCCCUUCCUUCCUUCCUGCCAUUGCGCUGCAUUGCGACCCAGGCGGGCUUCUGUUUCCUUCCUUCCUUCCUUCCUCCUUUGCUUCCUCGCUCGCUUCCAGGGGAAGAUGCCGAUGUUCGUGCUGAACACCAACGUGGCGGCGGAAGGCAUCCCGGAGAGCUUGACCGGAGAGAUCACCGAGCAGCUGGCCAAGGCCACCGGGAAGCCCAGCCAGUACAUCGCGGUGCACGUCCUUCCCGGCCAGCGCAUGUCCUUUGGGGGCUCCUCGUCGGAGCCGUGCGCCCUGUGCAGCCUCCACAGCAUCGGCAAGAUCGGGGCCGCCCAGAACAAGGCCUACUCCAAGCUCCUCUGCGCCCUCCUCCAGGACAAGCUACACAUCCCGCCCGACAGGGUCUACAUCAACUACUAUGACAUGAAUGCGGCCAACGUGGGAUGGAACGGAUCCACUUUUGCGUAACCGGGACGGAGGGCCUUCCUCUUCUUCCUCUUCCUCUUCCGGAUCCCGAGUUCGAGUCGUGCACCAAUGAACCCCUUCCUCCUCUUCCUUUCCCAUCACUUCUAGGGAAAUAAAAAGCGUAGAAAGAACCUCAUAAA